This is a messenger RNA of Sclerotinia sclerotiorum 1980 UF-70, 1473 nucleotides long. RefSeq lists its product as hypothetical. Bases 1 to 1473 code for a protein of 490 amino acids. Gene Ontology annotation, biological process: protein N-linked glycosylation. The record is from RefSeq and is a predicted model, not a curated record. The transcript has 3 exons. Gene Ontology annotation, molecular function: alpha-(1->6)-fucosyltransferase activity. Lineage: Eukaryota; Fungi; Ascomycota; Leotiomycetes; Helotiales; Sclerotiniaceae.
AUGACGGCAGUAGGGUGGGCAACAGAUUCUGGAAAUCAGUAUGAGAUGGUUGGAGAAUCAGAAUUACCGGACUUUCCAACGCCAGUUAUCAUAACGGACAAGCGCGGACGAUCGAAGUGGACGGUCUCCAUACCCCCCAAUCACGAGUUUCCUCUCACGCCUACACAAUACGCCGAUAUUUGCUCUCAAAAUAUGGAAGUUGCUGCCACGGUUGCAGACCUACAUAGCCACGUGCAUCGAGAGCACACUGCACACUACGACUACUACCACGUGGACCAAAAUUUCAUGGACGUUGCUGAGGCGGAGGCUCAUGGGCUUUUACCUGGAAUUAAGACGAAGAAUAGUGUAAAGGAUGAUUCCUUGGUGGGCGAAAAAAAGGGCGACUUGAUUGAUUCAGAUGUCUGUGAUAAGACUUUAACUUUUGUACUGGAAACCUCGGAUGCGGGGCUUGGUAAAACCUUGAUGAUGUUAUGGACUGCGUUUGGUUUGGCUCAAAAGGAAGGAAGGCAUUUUUUCGUAGAUGACUCAAGAUGGGCAUACGGUAAAUACACCACCUUCUUCCAACCACCACCAGCACCCAAGUGUAGACCCCCACCACGACACGAAAUGCUUCCAUGCCCACAUCAUGCUCGCCAUCUAGUGGUCUCGGCUGCGACCGUUACUCAUACCUUUGGAGGAUCUUUCAACGAUUAUUUUGAGGAUGCGCGAAAGAUGGAAGUCUACCGACAAAAGCCAAUUUUUGAAAUGGCCCGAGUCGGGUACACAGCGCUUUUUCACCUAUCCGAUGGAGAUGAUGAAUAUGUCGAUAGAAGGGCCGCGGAAUUCAGAGCAAAAACGACACUCGAUCCAGUGGAUCAAGAAAGUGGAAUCGUCAUCGGUGUACAUGUUCGCCACGGAGAUAGAAGGCCAUUCGAAUUUCAGUACAAGGAUAGCUAUAUCCCAUUAACAGUAUAUAGCGACACAGCGCGCAUGCUACUGGACAAGAAAUACAACCACUCACUUCCGAAUGGAGGUCAUGAUGCUUUGGCUCAGAUGGCUAGUGCAAUUGUUCUUGCGUCCGACGAUCCCGACGUUUACGAUUCAGACGAAUUCAAGGACGUAUCUAGAGCACAAGAGCAAAUUCGAUUAGCGUCCAAGAAUGCCCUUGAAGCAGCUACCCCUCAACCCAACACUCCAGGCCCAAGAAAAUUUGUCGAUGACACAGUAGGAUGGGAAGGUGGAUUUUUUGCCGGCAUGUUCUGGAGUUUGGGUAAACCUUCCGGAACUCCCAAAACUGCAGUUGAGAAUCCCGAAACAGCAUUGACUCCAACUACCGAAGCUUUAAGAUUGAGGGAAUUGGUUGGAAGAGCUUAUUUGAUGGAUUUGGCAGUUUUGGGAAAAGCAAGUGACAAGAUUAUUUGCACAGUCAGUUCCACUGGCUGCAGAAUCCUCGCUGUCAUGAUGGGCUGGGAGAAAGCGAUUGAUCAAGCGUAA